AAGAGGGUACGUUCGUAAGAGUUGCAACAGUUCGUUGUCAUUCUUCCAAUAGAAAUGAUAGCAACAGGCGAUAUCGUCGUUACAUUGGCACUCGUUGCCGUUGUGGCUUUCUUUUUUAAGAUCUACGCCAAAUACAAAUUGAAUUAUUGGAAAAGACGAGGCGUCGAAUCUUUGCCGGCUAAUUUAAUAUUCGGUAACUUUAAAAAUGCGAUUCUCUUUCGUUCAGCUCCAGGAUGGCAUUUAGGACAAAUUUACAAAAAAAGCAAUCAGGAUGCACCGUACGUUGGUUUUUACAUCUUUCACAAGCCCUGCUUGCUCCUGCGUGAUCCUGAUGUCAUCAAGCAAAUCAUGAUAAGAGAUUUUGACAAUUUCUCCGAUCGACACUUUGCCGGUUCGAAUCAAAAGGACAGCAUCGGAAUGAAGAAUCUCUUUGGCCUGAAAAAUCCAGCUUGGAAGUAUCUCAGAUCGAAAAUUACGCCGACUUUGACGCGUGGAAAACUAAAGCAAAUGUUUCCACUUAUGAUGGAAAUUGGCAAUCCGAUGAUGGACUAUCUGAACAGCCAACCUACGGAUGAAAAUAAUGUCAAAUUCGUCGAUGCUCAAGAACUUAGCUACAAGUACACUACGGACUUGAUCGCUUCUAUCGCGCUUGGUACGAAAAUGGAUUCCUUCAAUUAUCCCAAUGCUGAAUUUUCUGCCGCUGUUUCGGAAUUUUUCCAUGGAUUCAAAAGAAUGGUCGCCCUCGUUACGGUUUUCUUUAUACCCGAACUGGUUGAGAUCAUCGGCACGAAGAUACUCUUCAAUUCCACUUUCGUGAAAAAAAUCUUUUGGAAUGCUAUGGAAAAUCGUGAGAAGACCGGCGAAAAGAGAGGAGAUUUCAUCGAUUCGUUGGUCCAAUUGAAAAAUGGGAAACAGAAUCCGGAUUACAAAUUCGAGGGUGAAAAUCUUCUCUAUCAAUCGGGCACCUUUUUCUCCGGAUUCGAGUCGAGCUCGACGUGUAUGUCGUUCACUCUUAUGGAGCUUGCCAAUAAUAUGGAAUGUCAGGAACGCGCAAGGAAAGAUAUUAAUAAUGCCAUCGACAAAUAUGGCUGGACUUACGAAGCUUUCAACGAGAUGAAAUAUCUUGAUCAGACUAUAGCAGAAGGUUUGCGAUUGCAUCCACCUGUAUCUACGAUCGAUCGAUACACUCGUCAAGAUUAUCAGAUACCGGGCACUAAUACAAUCAUCGAAAAAGGCACUCCAAUUUAUAUAUCUCUUUACGGUCUUCAAGAGGAUCCGAAAUAUUUCGACAAUCCGGAAGUCUAUAAUCCAGAUAGAUUUACCGAAGAGAAUAUUAUUUCUAAUGCGUAUAUACCAUUUGGCAUAGGCCCCAGGAUGUGCGUAGGAAUGAAAAUUGGUCAGCUUCAUGCAAAAAUAGUACUUGCCUUUCUUCUACGGGAAUAUACGAUUUGGCAAGAAGAGAAAGAUAAAAGCGUUCUGGAUCCACGUUCGACGUUCACAGCUUCAGCAAAUGGAAUAAAUCUUCACUUUAAAAAGAUAAUACGAUCAGAUUUUAUCAUUGGAGUACUGCUCUUCGUUCUUACUCUUAUCUUUUUACUUUAUCUUUGGAUGAAACAUCGUUAUUCUUAUUGGGAAAGACGAGGAGUACCUUCUGUGCCAAUAUAUUCAUUGCUACAUCAUUUUAAAGAUACUUUUUUCAUGCGCAAAUCGAUUAGCAUGGUACUCGGUGAUCUUUAUCUCCAGGCGAAUGAUAAGGACAAAUUUAUUGGAAUAUAUAUUUUACACAAGCCUUUUCUGCUAAUCAGGGAUAAGGAUCUCAUAAAAUCCAUGCUAAUCAAAGAUUUCGACAUCUUUUGCAAUCGAUAUUUCUCGAUCAAGGCGUCCAAAGACUUAGCUACCAUGAAUCUUUUUUCCGUAAAUAAUCCUACGUGGAAGCAUCUUAGAAUAAAAAUGUCGCCUGUUUUUACGAGUGGAAAGAUAAAGAAGCUUUUUUAUCUCAUGCACGAGACUUCCGAAACGAUGAAAAAUUUUCUUCACGAACGAUCGAAUAAAAGUUCUACUGUCACGAUCAAUGCUAAGGACGUGUUUUUGAAAUAUAGUACCGAUAUUAUAUCUACCGUGGCUUUCGGGAUUCGAACGAAUUCCUUCGAGGAAUCUGAAUUCUAUCUACAGAGCCGUUUGCCCUUCAAGCCAACCUUUAGAUCGAUGUUUACGAUGUUGCUAGCUUUCUUCUUUCCCGAGCUAACCGAUAAAGUCGAAUUUAAAAUGAUGGGAGAAGCUAGAGAAUACUUUGAUAAACUUUUCUGGGAUACCUUCAACGAACGAGAAAAAUCUGGAAUGAAAAGAGGAGAUCUAAUCGAUUACCUCAUAGAGUUAAAAAAUGAGAAACAGAACGAUGAAUUCAAAUUCGAAGGAGACAUAUUACUCGGCCAAUCCCUAAUAUUUUUUAUCGCCGGUCGAGAGAGCACCACGACUACUAUAUGCUAUGCCCUUGCGGAACUUGCCAAGCAACCAAAAUUACAAGACAGAUUGAGACAAGAAAUUCGUAAAAUAUUAAAAUCAAACGGGUUCACUUACGAAGCCGUGCAACAGAUGAAAUACCUGGAUCAGGUGAUUUCGGAAACUCUCAGAUUAUAUCCGCCAGCGCCGAUCAUAGAUAGGGUUGCUACGCGAGAUUACGUGAUUCCCGGAACAGAUGUAGUUUUAGAAAAAGGAACACCCGUUUAUGCGGUACUAACUGGCAUACAUCUAGAUCCCAAGAACUUCCCGGACCCAUUAUAUUUCGAUCCUGAUAGAUUCAGCGACGAAAGAAAAGGCGAUAUUCCUGCAUAUGCUUACAUGCCUUUCGGCGAUGGACCAAGGAUCUGCAUCGCCAUGAGGGUCGGCUUAUUGCAAACUGCAGUUGCUAUCAUCACGGUAAUUAAUAACUAUGAAGUGUCAUUGAAUCUAACGGGAAACUAUAAACCAGAUCCUCAUAAUAUGUUUUUAACGCCUUGUGACAACUUCUUGCUGCAUUUAAAGAAAAUAACUGUGGACGAUUAAAAAUGUAAAAUAUCUAUUAUAACGAUUACAAUAAUUGUCUAAGUAAGAACGUAGUAAUGAUAAAGAAAACUAAGAUUAAUAUACUAUAUAUACAAUUUUUUAACUUUAUAAAUAAAUAUACAUGUAUAUUAUAUAAAAGAA
This is a messenger RNA of Vespula pensylvanica (western yellowjacket), 3183 nucleotides long. RefSeq lists its product as uncharacterized. The record is from RefSeq and is a predicted model, not a curated record. Lineage: Eukaryota; Metazoa; Arthropoda; Insecta; Hymenoptera; Vespidae. The coding region runs from base 55 to 3042 and encodes 995 amino acids. The transcript has 12 exons. Gene Ontology annotation, molecular function: monooxygenase activity; heme binding; iron ion binding.